CAACCUGAUAAGACGUCGCGAGAUGUCUGAAUGUUCCGAUACCGUCUGCUUGGUUCUCUAUAAAUGUGCAAGAAGUCAAGAAAAUCUUUCAGUCUUUUGUGAAAAAAUGUUUAGAUUGGUGAUUUUUGUGGUUUUUGCUGUGAAUUUUGUAAUCAUCACAGAAGGGAAACCAUUUACAAAGGAUGUGUCGCUGAAUGAUCGUCCGAUAAUUCAUACAAAUACGGGAUGGUUGCAAGGAACUACGGAAUCUUGUGGGCUCUUUUGUAGCUACUACAGCUUUAAAGGAAUUCCUUAUGCAGCUCCACCAACUGGUCAAAAUCGCUUUAGGGCACCUCGUCCUCAUCCUGGAUGGUCCGGUACAAGGGAUGCCUCUGAGCAUGGAGCCAGCUGUCCUGCUAAUUCACGACUUAAUCGCAUUGAAAGUGAAGAUUGUCUCUUCCUCAAUAUUUAUUCUCAAGAUCUUGUGGGUCGUCGUGCUGUAAUGGUGUGGAUUCAUGGGGGUGGCUUUGACUUUGGAAAUGGAGAUUCCUUCACAUAUGGACCUGAUCAUAUUGUAGAUGAUAAUGUCGUGAUGGUUACAAUCAAUUAUCGUCUUGGUGCCCUCGGUUUCCUUAGCACAGGGGAUCACCAUGCAACUGGUAAUUAUGGCCUCAAAGAUGCCGUCAUGGCUCUUCGAUGGAUUCGUGACAAUAUUGCCAACUUUGGUGGUGAUCCAGACAACGUAACAAUCUUUGGGAAGAGCGCCGGUGGCGCAGCUGUUCACUAUCUUCUCUUGUCCCCAAGUGCUCGUGGGCUAUUUCACAAAGCCAUAUCUCAGAGUGGAUCGGCUUUAAAUCCAUGGGCAAUUCAACCAAAUCCACGCGAAGCUGCCUUCCAACUUGCCACAGAUUUGGGACUCAAUAACAUUCAGACAAGUGAGCAAUUGAUAAAUGUUCUCCGAACAUUGGAUCCAAUGCAAUUAGUUGAUGCAGUACCUGGAAUGAUGGAAGCACCUAUUCCACGGGCAAAUCGCCCAAUUCGCUAUGUUCCAUGCGUUGAUCCUCCAGGAACAACUGGGGAAGAAGCUUUCCUUCCUCGUGCUCCAAUUGACAUAAUGCGCGAUGGAUCCUUCACUCAGGUACCCUACAUAACUGGCUAUACGAGUGCUGAGAGUCUCCUAAUGAUUCGCGAACUUCUCCUUGAUGCGAGUGUUUUCCCCACAAUUAAUGCCAAUCCACACAUGUUGGUACCUUACUGGUGGAACAUUCAAUCUGGAAGUGCAGCUUCUCAAUCAAUUUCACGCCAAUUUGCUGACUUCUAUUGGGGAGGUGUACCCCUCAAUAAUGAUAUUCGUGAGCAAUGGACUCACUACUUAACUGACCUCAUGUUUGUGUCGGGCAUUGACCAAACUGCCCGUCUUCAUGCAUCCCGUCAAUCACAGCCAGUCUUCUACUAUCGCUUCAGCUUCGAUGGGAGUCUGAAUUUGAUGAAGAGGCUCAUGUUGUUGACUGCCUAUCCAGGUGCAGUUCAUGCAGAUGAUAUUUUCUACCUUUUCUCCGUUACUAGCAUCCCUCCACCACUUCUGCCCACAAAUGAGGCGAUUGUGACACGUCGACGAAUGGUGAGGCUUUGGACGAAUUUUGCACGCUUUGGAAAUCCCACUGCCAAUCAGGAUACUCUCAUUCAAGUUAAUUGGCAACGAGUGGGUGGUGCACAGGAAUUUCUUGAUAUUGAUACUCAGCUGAGAUUCGACAGCAAUCCAUUCCAAGAGCGAAUGGCACUGUGGAAUCGCCUUGAGGCACAAUAUACUUAAAUAUGUUGGAUUUAUCAUAAUUAUCAGAGGCUUCUGAGAAUAUAUUGUUUGCAAAAUGA
Molecule: messenger RNA, 1851 nt
Organism: Lutzomyia longipalpis
Lineage: Eukaryota; Metazoa; Arthropoda; Insecta; Diptera; Psychodidae
Product: juvenile hormone esterase-like
Exons: 6
Coding region: 23-1792 (589 amino acids)
Molecular function (GO): hydrolase activity
Source: RefSeq, a predicted model, not a curated record